AUGGAGCUCGUCAACUACAACCACAAGACCUGCCCCAAGUGCUCUGCCACUCUCACCUCCGAGUCUAAGACUUGCUCGAGCUGCGGUGCUGUACGUUUUCACCUCUCUUUCCUAACCAUUCCCUUUCCUUUCCUUUCCUUUUCUUAUUACUUGCCCCGUCUAAGCCAUUACCUCAGCUCCACCCGCCAUCAACCUCAAUCAUCGCAACAACAUGACGAGAAUAUACUGAGGCAUGGGGAACUGGAAGGACGCACGGAUGAGUGAAUGAAUAGAUGAAGGGACGAUAUACCUCAGUAGGACAUGGUACAGGCGUUGAUGGAGAAGAGAACCGAUCAUGUAUGUCUUUAAUAUUAUAAGCUACAUGCCAGUCCCUGUUACAGACAGGCAGCUAGGAUAGGUCCUCGUAAUGGAAGGAAUCUAGAAUGGCAAUGGCAAUGGCAUGACAUGUGCUACAACUACACGGAUCCUUUUGAUAUCCAUGCAGUAACAGGGCUACGAUCCCCACAACGCGACAUGUUUCAAGGGGGUUCACUGCCUCGAGAUUCACGAUAGAGUUUACCCGCAAUCUAACAUGUUGAGUGUGUAAAGACAAAGCGAUAUUACAACCAAAGCCAAGUUAAAAAAAAAAAAAAAAAAGCCAGGACAAUACAAGACAAU
This is a messenger RNA of Trichoderma harzianum CBS 226.95, 657 nucleotides long. RefSeq lists its product as hypothetical. The record is from RefSeq and is a predicted model, not a curated record. Lineage: Eukaryota; Fungi; Ascomycota; Sordariomycetes; Hypocreales; Hypocreaceae. The transcript has 2 exons. Bases 1 to 264 code for a protein of 87 amino acids.